GAAGAAGUCCAGCCAGUUCUCUACAGAGAGAGACUGAGAUUCAAGGAAAUGGAUUCCAGGAAUACAAGCCAGUGACACUCCAUACAUAACCUACAGCUGCAACUUAAACAGAACAAGUCCAGCCAGUCUAAUGCCUGAGCGUCAAGGAAAUGGAUUCCAGAAAAAACAAACAGUUGAAACUCAGAACAUAAGUACAGUAAGAUUCUAGAGAAUCUCUCCCACUGCUGCUUGGAGAGGAGGUUGCAGCAACUAGCUGUUUGAUCAUAAAGAAUGGCUGAUCCUGGGUCACCAACACACUCUGAUGACGCAAGAUCACAGACAUACAGACCCCCAUCUCCAACACUCAGCAGUGUGUCUAUGAAGAGUGAUGGAUCCAUGCAUGACCCUCCAACACUUAACAGUAGACCAGCAGCACAGGAUAAACCUGAAUCACAGACAUACAGACCCCCAUCUCCAACUCCCAGCAGUGUGUCUAUGAAGAGUGAUGGAUCCAUGCAUGACCCUCCAACACUGAACAGUGGACCAGCAGCACAGGAUAAACCUGAAUCACAGACAUACAGACCCCCAUCUCCAACUCCCAGCAGUGUGUCUAUGAAGAGUGAUGGAUCCAUGCAUGACCCUCCAACACUGAACAGUGGACCAGCAGCACAGGAUAAACCUGUAUCACAGACAUACAGACCCCCAUCUCCAACUCCCAGCAGUGCGUCUAUGAAGAGUGAUGGAUCCAUGCAUGACCCUCCAACACUGAACAGUGGACCAGCAGCGCAGGAUAAACCUGAAUCACAGACAUACAGACCCCCAUCUCCAACUCCCAGCAGUGUGUCUAUGAAGAGUGAUGGAUCCAUGCAUGACCCUCCAACAUUGAACAGUGGACCAGCAGCACAGGAUAAACCUGUAUCACAGACAUACAGACCCCCAUCUCCAAUGCCCAGCAGUGCGUCUAUGAAGAGUGAUGGAUCCAUGCAUGACCCUCCAACACUGAACAGUGGACCAGCAGCACAGGAUAAACCUGAUGAUUUGUCGACUGUUCAGUUGAUGGGUGGAGUGCAUGAACAGGUACUGAGUGACAGCAUCAACAAAAACACAGGAACUGAGGACCUGAGGGGAGUUAUAGAGAAUCACAAAGCCAGUCUGAGGAGGAAGUUUGAGAACAUAUCUGAAGGCAUCAUCAAACCAGGAGCUGAGACUCUCCUCAAUAACAUCUACACAGAGCUCUAUAUCACAGAGGGAGAGAGUAAAGGGGUGAAUAUGGAACAUGAGGUCUGGCAGGUAGAGUCAGCGUCCAGAUCUCAAAGCACAGAAGACACGCCAAUCAAGUGCAAUGACAUCUUCAAGCCCUUGCCUGGACAGGAGAAGCACAUCAGAACUGUGAUGACCAAAGGUGUUGCUGGCAUUGGAAAAACAGUCUCAGUGCAGAAAUUCAUUCUUGACUGGACAGAUGGGGUAGCCAAUCAGGAUGUAGACUUUAUGUUCCUCCUACCUUUCCGUGAGCUGAAUUUGGUUAGAGAAAAUCAGUAUUCUCUUCACAGGCUCCUGCUUGACUUCUAUCCUGAACUGAAGGAGCUAAAGGAUGGUGACGAAUACAACAACUGUCAGGUUGUGUUCAUCUUUGAUGGAUUGGAUGAGAGUCGGUUAAAGCUGGAUUUCCAGCAGACCAUGCUCUUGUCUGAUUUAAAACAAACAUCGUCAGUGGAUGUUCUGAUGACAAGCCUCAUUCAGGGAACUCUGUUUCCCUCUGCACUCAUCUGGAUAACCUCACGACCAGCAGCAGCCGGUCAAAUUCCUGCUCAGUAUGUCGACCUAGUAACAGAAGUACGAGGAUUCAAUGACCCACAGAAGGAAGAGUACUUCAAGAAGAAAAUCAGUGAUGAGAGUCAGGCCAACAAAAUCAUCUCACACAUUAAGGCAUCCAGGAGUCUCCACAUCAUGUGCCACAUUCCAGUCUUCUGUUGGAUUGCAGCCACUGUACUUGAGCAUUUGCUGAAAUGGAAGAACACCCAAGAAAUCCCCAAAACUCUGACUGAUAUGUUCAUACACUUUUUGAUUAUCCAGACCACCAGGAAGGAUCAGAAGUAUCGAAGUGGACAUGAAGUGGAUAAAAAGAAACUUCUGGAAUCCCAGAAAGACAUUUUGCUGAAGCUGGCAGAACUGGCUUUCAAGAAUCUUGAAAAUGGACAUCUAAUGUUUUAUGAUGAAGACCUGAGAGAUUGUGGCAUUGAUGUCAGUGAAGCCUCAGAGUCUGGCAUGUGUACUGAAAUCUUCAAGGAAGAAUCUGUGUUUAAUCAGAAAAAGGUCUACUGCUUUGUGCAUCUGAGCAUCCAGGAGUUUCUGGCAGCUCUGUUUGUGUUUCACUCUUACAUGACUGAGAACCUUCAUGCACUGAAAUUUCUCCUCAGUGAAGAACACAGAGGUGAUUACAGCCCCUUAACUGGAUCAUUCUUCCGGUCAGUGAUGGGCUUACAUUUACAAUAUUAUCCCAGCCCCUCGAUUAUAUCAUACCUUUGGUCAGUGCUGGGCUUACAAUCGGAAGAUCGUCUUCAUGUGUUACUUAAGGGUGCAGUGGAUGAAACAUUGAAGAGCAAGAAAGGACAUCUGGAUCUUUUCCUUCGCUUCCUUGUGGGCAUCUCUCUGGAGAGCAGUCAGAUGCUUCUGCAAGGUCUACUGAACCAAGUAUACAACACCUCAAAGAGCAUCAAGGAGACGUGCCAGUACAUUAAGCAGCUCAACAGAGAAGAUCUUUCUCCUGAAAGAUGCAUCAAUCUUUUCCACUGUCUGUUUGAAAUGAAUGAUCAAUCCAUGCACAAAGAAAUUCAGAAAUACUUGUCAUCACCAAAUAACACUGAACAGAAGUUGUCUCCUGCUCACUGUUCAGCACUGGCCCAAAUGUUGUUGAUGUCUGAGGAGGUACUGGAUGAGUUUGACCUGAAGAAAUACAACACAUCAGAUGAGGGACGCAGGAGACUGAUCCCAGCUGUGAGGUGCUGCAGAAAGGCACGACUUUCUGGCUGCAAACUUACAGAUAAGUCCUGUAAGAUUUUAGCCAGUGUUCUACAGUCACGAAACUCCCUGAUAGAGCUGGACCUGAGUGACAAUGACCUGGGAGAUUAUAAAGUUCAGCUUCUUUCUAAAGGACUAUCUAGUCCCCACUGCAAACUGCAGAUAUUAAGACUUGCUGGCUGUAAACUCACAGAUAAGUCUUAUGAGCGUGUGGCCUCAGUUCUACAGUCACCAAACUCCCUGAUUGAGCUGGACCUGAGUUACCAAGACAUGAGAGAUGCUGGAGUUCAGCUUCUUUCUGAAGGACUUUCUAGUCCCAACUGCAAACUGCAGACAUUAAGACUUGCUGGCUGCAAAGUCACAAAUAAGUCCUGUGAGCUUGUGGCCUCAAUUCUGCAGUCACCAAACUCCCUGCUAGAGUUAAACCUGAGGGACAAUAACCUGGAAGAUUCUGGAAUUCAGCUUCUUUCUAAAGGACAGUCUAGUCCCCACUGCAAACUGCAAACAUUAAGACUAGCUGGCUGUAACCUCAGAGAUGAAUCCUGUCAGAUUUUAGCCAGUGUUCUACAGUCAGAAAACUUCCUGAUAUACUUGGACCUGAGUCACAAUGAGCUGAGAGAUUCUGGAGUUGAGCUUCUAUGUCAAGGACUGUCUUCUGCUCACUGUAAACUGCAGAAAUUAAGACUCUCAGGUUGUCUCAUCUCUACGAAAAGUUGUGAUUUUCUGGCUUCAGCUCUGACUUCAAACGCCUCCCAUCUGAAGGAGCUUGAUCUGAGCUACAAUCACCCUGGAAAAUCAGGAUCGAAUAUGUUAUCUGCUAGACUGAAGGAUCUUCACUGUAAACUGAAGAAACUUAACACUGACCACUGGGCAAAAAUCAGAUUGAGACCAGGAGUACAGAAAUAUGCCUGUGACCUCACAUUGGCCCCAAAAACAGCAGGCAGAGAACUAUCUGUCUCUGGGGGGAACAGAAAGGUGACACGUAUGAGAGAGGAUCAGUCAUAUCCUGACCACCCAGAGAGAUUUGACUGGUGGGGUCAGGUGUUGUGUAGAGAGGGUCUGUCUGGAUGCUGCUACUGGGAGGCUGAGUGGAGUGGGUAUGGAGCUCAUAUAGCUGUGGCCUAUAAAAGCAUCAAGAAGAAAGGGAGGGAUGAUGACAACCAGCUGGGACGAAAUGCCAAGUCCUGGAGUCUGGAGUGCUCUCCUAACAUUUACUCUGCUUGGCACAAUAAGGAACACACUGCCAUAUCUCCUCCCUCCUCCUGCUCCAGAAGAGUAGGAGUGUACCUGGACUGGCCGGCCGGCACUCUGUCCUUCUACAGCGUCUCCUCAGACACACUCACCCACCUCCACACGGUCCACUCCACAUUCACUGAGCCCCUCUGUCCAGCAUUUUGGGUUGGUUAUGAAUCCUCAGUGUCCCUGUGCCAGAUCACAUGAGCUCCUUCUCCAACAAGUACUUCCAUCUGUCACCUGUUCAUGCAGUAGCAGAUCUUGCCUUUGGACUGUUUUCAGACUUGUGUGUUUUCUCUUCAUGUGUGUGUGAGCAUGAACACUGCGUCACUCACCACACUAUAAAAUAUACAGUGUUAGAGUAACGUGUUACAAAAAUAAUGUAAUUACUGUAAUAUAUUGCUGAACAACAGAGGAGAAAAAAAAUCUGCGCCAAUAGUAGAACGUUAUCUCCUGAUACUGGUUGAAGAUGACUGUGGCUGCAGCAGACUCGAAGUUGGACUCUAUUUGCGGGAUGGACAUAAUCCUACGCUCAUUAUUUUCAGCUUGUUAGAGACAGGGAUACGAAGAACAUAAUAGUUAAGUGCACUUUGUGUGCGAAACCGAAAUAUCUCUCUAUGUCUCGCGAAAUAGCAAGUAAUUUAAUGAAACAUCUAAAGUGGUGCCACGCUAAUCUUUUUGAUUCUUGAUAAAACACAAACUAUGCUCUUGCAGUGAAUGCCAGCUUUGUGCCGAGAACUUGAAUUAAAGAGAAUAAAGGGAUAGAAAUGCAGAAAGGCAGUGCCACCGCUCCCACUACGCGUAUCAAAAAAAUCUCACCGAGUGGUAGCGGUGUUCGUUGAUGAUUAAAAACAAAUAUCGGCGCAAUGUAUGAUUUCAAUCCGUGUUAUUUGCUAUUGUGGAACUAUUUUUUCAGAUACCUCACAACCGCAAAUAACCUUCCGCUCAAUAUUUGAGCCUGAAGCAUAGACAGUAAAAAAAGGUCUCGUGGCACAGUCAAAGUCAAGCAAAAAGACUACAACCAAAUGUAAACUUUGUGCAUGCCCACUGAGAGUUUGUGUGUUGAAGGGGGAGGGUUGAUGCCUUAACUGUAAUGAAAUUGCGUACUGUCGCCCCCUGUUGGAGGAAGAAGGGGAGAGCCCCAGUGGAGGUGGGUUGAGGCCUUAACUGUAAUGGAAUCACAUUACUUCUGUCCUGGUACUCCUGACCUGAUACUCUCCCAUCAUGUCAGCACAUGCAGUACUGAUGCAUCGAUGCGUUCAGAUGGACGAGGGCUGUCCUUACAUGAGAGUGGUUGUCACUCAAGUAUACUGAGGAUAAUAUUGCUCUUUCAGCAUUUCAGAUUGUGUGGGUGUGGGUGUGUAUAUGUGUGUGUGUGUGUGUGUGUGUGUGUGUGUGUGUGUACUGACAUGGGCCAGGAUUUCUUUGACAUGUGGGCGUAUGAGCUCAAGUUGUAACUAGUUGUUCUAUUGGUGUUGUUAUUCUAUUGCUGUUGUUAUUCUAUUGGUGUUGUUAUGAUAUUGGUGUUGUUAUUAUAUUGGUGUUGUUAUUCUAUUGCUGUACCUUGGAUGAAAGCAUCUACCAAAUAAAUAAAUGGCACAUUUGAUAGCCUACAAUUA
Alosa sapidissima (American shad) is the source of this 5849-nucleotide messenger RNA. Its product is annotated as NACHT, LRR and PYD domains-containing protein 3-like. The transcript has 18 exons. NCBI's taxonomy places the organism in Eukaryota, Metazoa, Chordata, Actinopteri, Clupeiformes, Clupeidae. The coding region runs from base 271 to 4437 and encodes 1388 amino acids. Gene Ontology annotation, molecular function: protein binding. The record is from RefSeq and is a predicted model, not a curated record.